Exophiala oligosperma is the source of this 768-nucleotide messenger RNA. RefSeq lists its product as uncharacterized. The transcript is spliced from 3 exons. The record is from RefSeq and is a predicted model, not a curated record. The coding region runs from base 1 to 768 and encodes 255 amino acids. NCBI's taxonomy places the organism in Eukaryota, Fungi, Ascomycota, Eurotiomycetes, Chaetothyriales, Herpotrichiellaceae.
AUGGGGCCACCAGUGUUCCGAUUGGGCGAAAAGGGCUGGCUUUCCAGAGGGAUGAGACUACAUGCCUCUCGCCGCGAAGCGCUGAUCAAAGUAGACGAUGGCGGCUACUCGCUUGGACAGGUGAUGAAGUUCGCCGCGCACAGAAACCCAAGAACUCUUGUUGGCCACUAUCUGGACAACACAAGUAGCGUGGACGGUGCCGCCGUCUUCCUCGGGCUGGAACCACGGCGGGACCUUACAGAGGACUUUCGCAGUGCGUCAAUGAAGAGACAUCCCUAUCUCCCGCAGUCAAUUCCCAGCAAAAGUUUGGAUGAACUAAAGCACCGCCCGAAAUUUGUCGCCCUUUGCGAACAAAUUGAGAACCUCUCUCUUCAACUCACCGCUGAGAUCACCGAAGAAGAGCGCAAAGAACUGAAGGCCAAGAGACGCCAGGUUUAUGAUCGGCGACAGCUGCUGGUGGACGAAGAGUUGGAGAACUACCGCAAAUUUGAGCGGCGAGUCCAGACCACUCAAAGUGGGGCAGAUGACCACGGGGACUGGCGUCGCAGUUAUUUCAAUCGUGUCGUCCGCCACAUGGUUCCUGAACGUGACGGCCUGACCCGAACUCUACCGCUCGCUGUCCCUCUGCGAAGUCCAGAAGGGAUCUCUGCCCUACGAGACCUUGUGCUCUCCGGGCAAACGAUUCUCGCGUUACUGCCCAUGGGAGAUUACUGUCCAGUACCUUCCUACAACCGGAACAUCAAAGAUGUUGGCGUCAAAGACAGGUAG